Plasmodium fragile is the source of this 4527-nucleotide messenger RNA. RefSeq lists its product as uncharacterized. Lineage: Eukaryota; Apicomplexa; Aconoidasida; Haemosporida; Plasmodiidae. Bases 1 to 4527 code for a protein of 1508 amino acids. The transcript is spliced from 5 exons. The record is from RefSeq and is a predicted model, not a curated record.
AUGGACAACACUGCGCAUGAUGAUUUUAUAGAGCCCCUGUGUCAGAUGGACCACGCGACGCAUGCAGAACGCGCGCAGGAGGAAUUCAGUGACAACGAUAAAGCUGUGUGCUGGUUAGCACUUAAAGCAUUAGGUUUCAAAAAUGGGAUUCAAUGGGAGAACCGCAGCACGCACUUGAAUAAUGUGGAAAAGCAGGAUGCUAAAAUAGAGGCGUAUAUGAAGUGUGUUUUAGUGAAUAUAUUUAUGAAGAGGAUAGUCGGGGAAAAAUGUUUGCGCACGGCUGGUGGCAAAAAUGCGUUUCAAGCCGCGCAGGAUUGGGUAAGGACCGGACCACGCAAGGAGCCUAAUAUGGAAUGUGAGCAGCAGGAAAGGAUGGACGGGACAGGGCGGAGGUCACAAGACACGCAAGAGUGGGAUUUAUGGCCCAUAAUGGAGAGAUGGAUUGAGAGGAAUAGGGAAUAUUAUAGAGAUGGGGAGGAGGGAGUAUUAGGGAAGGAAUGCACGGUAAACAUAGGAAAGAGUGCACGAGAAAUAAAGGAGGAAGCGAAGAAAGAAAUUGAGGUGGUGCGAAAAGAAAUAGAGGAAGAGGUGCAACAAAUAUUGGAAGAACUACAUAAAUCCAGCGGAGGCGAGAAGAUGAAGGAUAUAAUAGAGAGAGUGAAGCAAGGAAAUUCAUCUUCAACAAGUCGAAAAAACAACGAAAAGUCACCGAGGGAAGACCCGGACAGAUCAUCAUCAUCAAAGACAAGAUCAUCAUCACCUGGCACGCAACAACCGGGUACUGAAGGAAAAGUAGGUGGGGCCGUCGCCAAACACGCGGACGGCUCAAAACCAGCAGAUACAGCAACGCCGGAAACCACACGAUCGGGCGCAUCGCCAGGUUCAGGGGCCGCUAAGCCUGUGACACCAAAACCGGCAGCACCCGGGGGAUCAGGCGGAGGAUCAACGGAACAAAGCCCAGGUCAAGGACCAGGACCUGGACAACAACCCCCCCCACCUGCACCGGCAGGAGAAAACGGGACGAAGGGAACAGAGGCCCAAACGCCAAAGGAGCCUGUUACCCAUGACCAGACGGACAAAACUACAGGUAAGGAAACUACUUGUACCAAGGUUACGACUGUGUCCAGUGCUGGAGAAUCAUCCCCUGGAAAGAAUGCUGAUCGUAUUCAGGAGAACCUAGGUGGCACAGGGCAUUCUACAAUAUCUAUCUCUGUUCCAAUUACCACGCCCGAAUGUUCCGACAAAGGUAAAGAUUCUACCACAAGCACAAGUACACCGAAAACCUCGAUACCACCAGAACCAUCUGCACCCGCAGGUCCAGGCGCGGAUCCAGCAUUAACGGAGCCUGCCCCGAAAACAGCAGUUGAGGAAUCGGCACGUACAAAAACAACAGGAGCAGUAGAUGAAUCUACAGGAAAGGUAGAUCAACACGCACCUGACACUCCAUCGAUCCGUGAACCCGCGGAACCCGGUGAAAAGGGGAAACCCAGUUCAACCGGUGACACCUCCAAGAGUCCGCCCCUGCAGGAUGCCGCACCUACGAUACAUAAGGGCAAUGAUGACCCCCCUCCUCUGAAUCCACCCAAACCCAAACCGAACCCGAACCCCGAUCAGAUGGGGUCGAGCGGCACUCUUCCCGAUGGCCAGGUACCAAGUAGUUCGGGAGAAGGUACUGAACAGGGUGGAGGAGGAGGCGGAGGUGGGGCAGGAAGUGGAAGUUCCUCAUCCUCAGGAUCCGGUUCUACUGGUCACCAAAACCCUGGUUCUUCAGGACCAGGCACCGCAGGAGAACAUUUGGGUGCAGGUAGUCCGGCAGGAGGAGAUGCACCAAAGGAAGAUAAUGGAAGUGGUUUAACAAAAACAGAAGAGAAGACAGAACUAAUGAAUGACCAAAGUACCUCCUGGCCCGGCCGCAGAUGGGAAGAUAUCAAGCCGUACACCCCCGCGAUGAUCCCCGCGGUGGUUGGUAUUGCGGUGAUUGCCUUUUUCCUGUGGAAGUACUUUGCGUACCUGGCCAAACGACGACGAAAGUUUCGAACCGUUCGUGACGUGCCGUCACCGCCACUCGACGAAGAAAUUCUAGACCAUCUACAACGCGGCGACCUGCCGCCACCCGAUUACGGGUACACGAUGGUUAGGGAUAGGAAACGUGCGUCCACAUCCGGUAGAGGCCGCCCCCGACGCGUGCAUACGCGCACGAUUAUCGAGCUACAUCUAGAAGUGCUGAACGAAUGUGAAGCAACCGAGUGGGAAAACGUCAAAGAGGACUAUUUGCAGAUUGUCGUGCAGGAGUUUGCGCAGGAGUUGAUGCGGCACGAGGACACGAAUAACAAUAUCUUGGGUGUUUCUACCUCAGACCAGGGUUUAUCAGGGAACCAUGUUUCCUUCACCGUGGAUCCAUCCACUGACGCCGACGGAACGGAUGCAUGUCCACCACAUGACCCCGAUCCAUGCAGUUGUAUGGACACUAUACAGUUACCAACGGACCCUUGCCCACCCAAUGCACACGACCCCGAUCCAUGGAGUUGCAUGGAAAACAUACAGUUCGCAACGGACCCUUGUCCACCUAACGAAGGUAACCCCGAUCCAUGGAAUUGUAUGGACACCAUGGCGUUAGCAACGGACCGUUUUCCACCUAACGAAGAUAACCCAUGGAGUUCUAUGGAAACUAUACAAUUACAAACGGACCCUUCUGCUUCUAACGACGAUAACCCCGAUCCAUGCAAGUGUAUGGAAACCAUACAGUUAGCAACGGACCCUUCUGCUUCUACCGAAGAGGACCGAUGGCAUUGUAUGGAAACCAUACAGUUAGAAACGGAUCAAUGUCCACCUAACGAAGAUAAGCCCGAUCCAGCCACACACACACCCACCUGUGCUGAUCCUACGCCCGACAUCACACAAAAACCUGGCCAAGCUGACCCAGUCCUGCACAUACCCACAUGUGAAACCGUCACGCAUACCACCACGCGUGAGGACGCUAGGGCCAAAAUCACAGACAUACCCACAUGUAAAGCAGUCACAGACAGACACACAUGUGAGGAUCCUAAGCCCGAAAUCACACAACCACCAGGCUCCGUGCUGAACGAAUGUGAAGCAACCGAGUGGGAAAACGUCAAAGAGGACUAUUUGCAGAUUGUCGUGCAGGAGUUUGCGCAGGAGUUGAUGCGGCACGAGGACACGAAUAACAAUAUCUUGGGUGUUUCUACCUCAGACCAGGGUUUAUCAGGGAACCAUGUUUCCUUCACCGUGGAUCCAUCCACUGACGCCGACGGAACGGAUGCAUGUCCACCACAUGACCCCGAUCCAUGCAGUUGUAUGGACACUAUACAGUUACCAACGGACCCUUGCCCACCCAAUGCACACGACCCCGAUCCAUGGAGUUGCAUGGAAAACAUACAGUUCGCAACGGACCCUUGUCCACCUAACGAAGGUAACCCCGAUCCAUGGAAUUGUAUGGACACCAUGGCGUUAGCAACGGACCGUUUUCCACCUAACGAAGAUAACCCAUGGAGUUCUAUGGAAACUAUACAAUUACAAACGGACCCUUCUGCUUCUAACGACGAUAACCCCGAUCCAUGCAAGUGUAUGGAAACCAUACAGUUAGCAACGGACCCUUCUGCUUCUACCGAAGAGGACCGAUGGCAUUGUAUGGAAACCAUACAGUUAGAAACGGAUCAAUGUCCACCUAACGAAGAUAAGCCCGAUCCAGCCACACACACACCCACCUGUGCUGAUCCUACGCCCGACAUCACACAAAAACCUGGCCAAGCUGACCCAGUCCUGCACAUACCCACAUGUGAAACCGUCACGCAUACCACCACGCGUGAGGACGCUAGGGCCAAAAUCACAGACAUACCCACAUGUAAAGCAGUCACAGACAGACACACAUGUGAGGAUCCUAAGCCCGAAAUCACACAACCACCAGGCUCCGGUAACGCAGUCACAGACACACCCACAUGUGAUCAUCCUCAGCCCGACAUCACAGACAUAACCACAUCCCACACUACCACGUGGCUGCGUUGGAUUGAUCGCAACAAGCACCUAUUCCAGGCGUGCACGGGGCAAACAUGGUUCAAUGAAAUCAAAUCGGAUUGGAAACAAUACUUGCGCGAGCAUGUGCCAGACGCAGCAUCCGGUGAGCACAGGACAGCCGCAAGCAUGGACAGCAAGAAGCACGCAUGGAAACAAUGGGUUGCAAAACAACAUGACCUUAUGAAUACAUAUAGUGAGGAGCAGUGGUUUCAACAUUUGUUAGAAAAUAUCGAGGAGCAGACAGAAUCGCACAACGGCCAAGCACCUAUAGUGGAAAACGACUUAGAAGUGGAAAAAGUAAUGGCCGCAGAAGAUAUCCUAAAAGUGAGAGAUGUACCACGGUCGCAACUGCAUCGGCAAAGUUACAUGAAAAAACCGUUAACCGCCCUCAAAUUGUGGAUGCUACUCUUCGCAUCCGUAAUCGAAGAAUGCGAGCUCGAGAGUAGUAUGCAGCAGACGGAGUUAUAUGUGGAUGCCCUAUUGCAAAAGCUCUGA